UUUCCUCUGUUUCAUUGCUUCCUAAGGAAACUAUAUAUCUAUCUUCUUAGACAGAGACAUAUAUUUCUGUCUUAUUUUGAAUGGCGGUGACUAGGAAGUGUCAGGUGAAAAUCAGGCCGUUGAAGCUGGAAUUAGGAGUUGAUGAUUUCGAUAGGGAAAAUCAAGAACCAAGAAAGGUGAAGAUGAUGACAAUCAAGAUGAAAUGGAAAGGAGAAGCCAAGUUUGGUUUAGUGCCGUUUCAUAAGCAUAAGAAAGAUUUCACAAGUCGGAGAAUUAUGAAAGCCAAUUCCAUUAAAUGGGAUAAUGACGAAGAUGAGUUUGAGAACGUUUGUUGUUUUACAGAGGUUUCUGGUUGUUAUCAGAAUCUAAAGUAUUCGCCAUGGGAUGUCUCUUUUAAUGUCUUGUACGCAACUAGUUUGGAGAAUUCCUCGCCCAAAAUGGUGGCGAUUGGGAAAGUGGCAGUUAACGUUGGAGAAUUGGCUUCGAGAAUGAUGUCUGAUGUUGAGGAGAAGCUUCCCAUUACUUUAAAUAUUGGUACAACUUCCAUUUCAGCUACGCUCCAUGUCAAGGUAACCUUUGGUGAGAUGAGAGGCUAUCAAGACUUGGUAGGUUGUGUCCGUGACUCAAACGAGUCAAGACAGCUGCAAUGUUUAUUAGAGAGUAGUAGCGCAUGUGACAGAAAGGGACACAAGCUGAGACAAGAAGAUGAGUCAUCCACAUUUGAAGCAGAGGUACCGAAGGCGAUUGAGUUAAGUUUAGAAAUUCAGUCUGACUCAUUCAAGAAAGUUGGGUGGUUCUCUUGGAAGAGAAGGCGAUUGAGUCUUAGGCCCAUCAGGCCGAGUAAAGAUGAACCAUUAAUUAAGACGACUCGUAGCUUUGAUGUUCUCUCACGACUCAACAACCAGAAUGUAGAGAAGCCUGAGCCUUCUGCUAAAUCAAGGGACCAAAAUGAAGGCAGCAGGAAAAAGCCUGCUUGGGAAGUGAAGGAAUUACAGAGUAGGGAUAGGCAAACAAAGCUCAAAGCCAAUGCCUUCUUUGCAUCUUUUGACCAAUGCAGUGACAAGGCUGCUGGAGAGAGUGCAUGCACAGCACUAGUAGCUGUUUUCUCACAUUGGCUACAAUCGAAUAGAGAUGCAAUGCCCACGAGAUCAGAAUUUGAUAACCUCAUACUACAAGGUUCCACAGAAUGGAGAAAGCUAUGCCAAAAUGAUAUUUACAUCAAUGAUUUCCCAAACAAGCACUUUGAUUUAGAGACUGUCCUGCAUGCUCGUAUUCGACCUAUAGCCAUCUCGCAUGAUCAAUCCUUUGUUGGAUUCUUCAGCCCUGAGAAAUUUGACUCAUUACAAGGGGUAAUGUCAUUUGAUCAGAUAUGGGACAAGAUUAGUAGUGUCACGGAUGGUUUUGAAAUUGAACCUAGAGUUUAUAUUAUUAGUUGGAACGAUCAUUUCUUCGUAUUGAAGGUGGAAGAAAGUGCUUAUUACAUUGUUGAUACGUUGGGAGAAAGGCUAUAUGAGGGUUGCAGCAAAGCAUACAUACUAAGGUUUGACAAUAACACUAUGAUAUAUGAGAAUGUUGCAGAAGAGAAGUCACAGAAAAAUGAUACUAAGGAUAAGGAAGAGAUGAUAUGCAAGGGGAAAGAAUGCUGCAGAGAAUUCAUCAAGAGAUUUCUCGUUGCUAUCCCUCUAAAGGAACUCGAGGAGCAAGAGAAAAAGGAGACAGUUUCUUAUGUAUCCCUUCAUCAUCGAUUGCAGAUAGAGUUCAACUUGAGUUACUUGCUGUCUUCUUCGUCAUCGUCUUUAACAUCAUCACCUUUCUCUUCUUCUGCUACUCCUACACCUUAAAUUUAGGAUGUACAUUGAAUUUGCUUAGUGUAUAUCUGUAUCAUAGUACUGCCAAUUACAAAUAGGAGCAUACUGACUAGACAUAGAAGAGACAUUGUACACUCUAAUGCUGUUAGAGAUGCUAUAUCAAACAUGAUUAGACCGUGUCAUAAAGGUGUUUCAAGAAUUUUAGAUAUAAUUGACAUGAAAACAGUAUGAACACUAAACACCAAAAUCGAAAAUCAAUGGGUGAAGUAGCGUAGAACAUUAAUAAAACUUCUCAGUGCCCUUGUAGGGAAGACAGUGUGCAUAUCCAAGAAACAUCUCAAGAAAGUUUGGGCCUUCAUUAACUAUUAAUCAUUUUCUCGGUGAAAUGGACUAGUUAGGAUUGGAUUCUUUUUGGUUUUGUGAUGUGCAGUGAAUCUGCAUCUUUGGUGUAAUAUUAAGACUUGUUCCAAUAUUUGGUUGGAUGUUGUGCAUUGAAUAUUUAUUUUUGAGGGCAAUGAGCCAAUGAUGGAUGGAUGGACCUCCACGCAUAAUAUAAAGGAAUAUUUGAUCCAAAUACGUACGUCCUGUCCAUUUUAGAGAUAUGAAAGCUACAAAAGUGCUUACAGCAGAAGAUAUUUCAG
Messenger RNA from Solanum dulcamara, 2449 nucleotides. RefSeq lists its product as uncharacterized. The transcript has 3 exons. NCBI's taxonomy places the organism in Eukaryota, Viridiplantae, Streptophyta, Magnoliopsida, Solanales, Solanaceae. Bases 81 to 1841 code for a protein of 586 amino acids. The record is from RefSeq and is a predicted model, not a curated record.